UGAGGUCAGCCGGGCACGCGCCACACUCUCGUAACCGGCUUUUUCAUGCUGCCUGGCCUGCUGUGUUCCUCCAGCUCCACACUGUGUUAUCUCUAACUCCAGCAUCAGCAAUUCUCACUAUCUCUGACCCUCCCGUGACCGUUAGGUUAAGGUCUGGCUCGCGCGCCCACCGCCGCCGCGGCGUCACGUGGCCAGGCGGGUGGGCCAAUUGGUGCGGGCCGUGCGAUUCAAAUCGUCGCGUGGGCAGUAAGGUGGAAGGCGUGGCGGUUGGAGUACAGGGGAGCGAGCGAGAGAGGGUAUCGUAGAGUCGCCGCGGAGCUGGGUGUGUGGUCAGGUUGUCAUUUCUCACUUAGUGAAUCGCCACUGACUGAGAGACAGACAUGGCGAACAAACAAAUCUACUACUCGGACAAGUAUUAUGAUGACCAGUACGAAUACAGGCAUGUCAUGUUGCCCAAAGAGCUUGCAAAGCAAGUACCAAAAACUCACCUUAUGUCUGAAGAUGAGUGGCGCAAGCUAGGUGUCCAGCAAUCUCUGGGCUGGGUUCACUACAUGAUGCAUGAACCAGAACCACACAUUCUGCUAUUCCGAAGACUCCUUUCUAAAGACCAAGAAAAAUAAAUCUUUCUGGAAAUUUCUGGACUUCCUGUUUUGUAAAUAUUGUAGUAUUCAGUGAAUACAUUUAAUUGUACAAAUUUGUUCAAACCUGUAUGAGCUGUAUUCUAAACAGCAAUAGAGCUCAUUGUGGUACAGUGGGUUUAGACUGCUAAGAUGUGUAUUUAAAAGAGAUACUAGCAGUUGAAAUGAUCUUGGUUCCACUCAAGAAAUUUACAGUAUGCUGUUUACUUUUUCUUCUUUUGAUGGAUGCCAUUUGUGAAUAAAUUUAUAAUUGCA
Messenger RNA from Rhincodon typus (whale shark), 893 nucleotides. RefSeq names its product cyclin-dependent kinases regulatory subunit 2. The coding region runs from base 381 to 620 and encodes 79 amino acids. Gene Ontology annotation, molecular function: histone binding; protein kinase binding; ubiquitin binding. Gene Ontology annotation, cellular component: cyclin-dependent protein kinase holoenzyme complex; SCF ubiquitin ligase complex. The record is from RefSeq and is a predicted model, not a curated record. The transcript is spliced from 3 exons. Lineage: Eukaryota; Metazoa; Chordata; Chondrichthyes; Orectolobiformes; Rhincodontidae. Gene Ontology annotation, biological process: regulation of mitotic cell cycle.